AUGGAUCAGAAUGCAGCUGAACGCCUGAAGAGGCUCCAAAUGGACGACCUCGGCACGGCCAGACGAGAAUUCAUUUCAACCAAAGAUGGCCCACGAGCAGUGCUGAAUGUGGGAUUGGAAACCAUAGAAGCGAGCAGAGAGUCCAACCAACCUGGAACGAAGGCCCAGCUCAUGGCGCAGAAGAACAAGGCCCAACUCGCGGAUUGGUCGAAUAUCCACAAGACAAUAGGUGAUACUGGAGACCUUGAGAAUCUUGACAGUCUUCUUGAUGGCCAGACUCAUCGUCUUGCGCUCGCUGCAUUGUUACAUUCGAGGCCACAUGACUUUGCCCCAAUCAGGGGAGGCAUGAGUCGUGGGCGUGGUGGAGGCGUAGCAGGGACUCGAGGUCGUCAGGGGAAGCCAAGUGUAUCGAAGGUUCUCGGUCAAGGAGGUGUCUCGAAAUCUGGCAAUCAUGCUUCCAAAAUAGAUCAGAAGCAGACUCGUGCUCGAAAGCCGAUCCCUAACCCACUAACCAAAGCUCGAAGACCCAUGGUUGACUAUUCCUCGAAAAUCAGUGCCCCUGAAGACUUUAUGGCUGCUGUUCAGGAUCUAGUCAACGCGAAGACUGCUUGCAUAAACUCCACUGUUGCACGAGAAAUGUCUAACGGUAAUAGUUCGAGACCAAGCCAAUUGCCUCCUGCAAAGGAAAUACCAAGUCAAGUCCCAUCUCGCCCCACGCAACCUGCUCUUGCAGUAGAUCAUGGCCCAAGCCAAAGGCCCCCCACCGUGACUAGAACCCUGGAUCAAAGACCUCCCGAAAAGUCGCUUCCUCCUCAAGCUCAAGCGCCUCGAACUCCUGCUCAAAAGCCUCUGUCUGCGACAUACAACGCGUCGACUCAACCUCUUCUCAGAAAGCCAUCACUUUUGGAAUCCGAGAUGUCGAGAGAUUCAAGCAAAAGGACACUUUCUUCCACGAUCACUACAAACCAGAUCAAUCUUCAGAAACUGGUUCCGGCUUCUGACGCCAUGAAGAACCCAAGACAGACACAGUCGACUGCGACGCUGAAAGCGAACCAGACACCACCCAAGGAUACUGUGCAUCCUGUCACAGUGACAAUGAAAACCGUUCCUGCUGCUUCCAAUCUGAGCAAGGAGCACGCACUGAGGUCCAACAACACUUCAGCGCAAUCACAGGUUGCUGCACAAACACGCCCAACUCUGAAUUCGCAGUUGUCCAAACCCUCAACUGCGCCAUUACUGCGGGAUGAAGGGCCUCUGCCUAAGAAGCCAGCAACCAAAGCUUAUGGCAAGCCUCCAUGUCAACCGGGUAACAAAGCCAAUCGGGUUCCAGAGAAGCAAGGCACUGCAAUGGAACCAAUACUAGUGAACAAGGUGGUCGUCAAAUUACCUCUCAUUGAGUCAACCCUCAAACCAAAUGCAGAUGUCCCAGUCACGCCCAAGAAGACCAAACCACUCGAGAACCUUGUCGCCGAAGGAAGCGAGGAGAAAGCACCUCCGGCGGUGGCUUGUGGGGAGCUUCUUGAUCUUGAUGGUCCUCCGUCACCUGAGCAUGAUUCGGCUGAACAGGAUCCGGCCGCUACAGCUGUAAUGAGUCCCUCCUGUCAAGAUCUGGAGGGGUUAGUAUUUCGGCAGGGCAUUACACGGUAUCCUACUCAAGGAGGCUCGACCUCUAGUGAAGCUUCGUCAACACCGACUGACUUUACGGAAACCACACGAGCUAUUCUUAGUCAAAUUAUGGCCAACGCCGAGUCUAUGACUGAUGAGGACAAGCAGGUGGUUGAGCGCAAGGUCGAAGAGCUUCGCAAAGAGCUGAAAUUCUUCUCUGUAUCAGAAGCAGGGCGCCGAUAUUCCAUUGAAAUGUUCGAGAGAGGAAGAGAAGAGUUCAGCUCCGAGCUCAAAUCCGAACCUGAGUCCGGUUAUCAACACUGUCUUACGUGCCAGGAAAACCAUAAAUCUCAUGCUCAUAUGUUGCCUGAGACGGUGCUCACAGCUAAAGUGACUUUUAAUGCAGCCUUGGGUGUAGAAGAACCCUUGACACCCCUUGCACAUAAGUCACAGACCCACCGUUCUGUUUUCCAGACACGCCUCAAGGGCACUGCGCCGCCAUUUGAGCCAAACAAGCUUAAUCCUCCAGUAAGCAGCACAGCUGAACCAGUGACCACUGAGCAGGAGCGUCAGGAGUCUUGUAUCACUAAGGCUGUCCGUCAUUUGUACGGCAACCAUCUACUUCCCGGGAGGUCUGGAAACCGGCCUGGCAACGCUUCCGUCUUGGAGGAUGUGAAGGUCCCAGCGUUUGAAGGGCGAUUUGGUCAAAUGACUCCCGCAUCUACUCCCGUCAAACCGAACUUGACAUCUCCACUUCUUUCGCAGACGGACGCGAUCUCAGCCUCCCCUGCACUACAGAGAUCUAUACACGCCCCAAGAAUUUCAGAGAACAGGUCACCAGCAUCUCGGACUCCCUCGAGAGGACUGGAUAGCUCCAGGUAUGCGACGCCUGCCCUGGACAAGCCUCUACGCUGAGCUUCACGCAACCAGCACCCACCAUCGCUACACAAGGUCUGUACCGUUAGCCGAUUCACACUCAACUCUUGCCUGCAUGAGCUGGCGUUGAGGCCUAUCCGCAUAAUAUCCCCUAUCUGUUUCUUCUCCCCCGUCCAAAUACGAAGCUUU
This is a messenger RNA of Aspergillus aculeatus ATCC 16872, 2670 nucleotides long. RefSeq lists its product as uncharacterized. NCBI's taxonomy places the organism in Eukaryota, Fungi, Ascomycota, Eurotiomycetes, Eurotiales, Aspergillaceae. The record is from RefSeq and is a predicted model, not a curated record. Bases 1 to 2520 code for a protein of 839 amino acids. The transcript is spliced from 7 exons.